GGCCGGCUCUGGAUCUUUCCACUUUGAAGAAGAUAUCAUGGCGAACCGUUGCACCGUGUGUGCAUGCAUACCGGUCCCGAUGGGCGAAACUUCGCCGUGUGGCAUUGCUUCCUUUUCGUGCAUUAUUUGGGAGAAGACAAGGAGCAAGGAGGAUACUUCUAAAAGAUACCAGACAAAACAACAACAAAAGCAUUGUGAGCGCAGGAAGUCAAGGAUAGAAGUAGAAAGAAGGAACAGCUACCACCAUGAGCUCUCCACUUUUCAUACCGCUCAAGUUUUUCUUGAUCGCUUUGGAUUUUUUCAUCACCAUUAUCACCUUUGGAUGGCUCGGUAUUAUCCAGAGAGCCACGGCCGAUCCAGGAUUGCGCACAGUCCCUGUGGGAGAUGACGAAUCGCACCGCGUCCAGCCAGCGUACAAGAACAACCUCACCACCACCCCCGUUCCUGGUGCCGGAACGCUCUAUGAUUUGGCCAAGAUGGGAUUUGAAAAGUACGCCGACAAGAAAUGCAUGGGAUACCGUGAAUUCGUGGGCUGGAAAACCCCCAAAGUCAAGGAAUUUGGAGACACGUACUGGAAAACCUUUGGAGAAGUGGGAAUCGUAUCGGCCAAAUUUGGAGCGGCGCUUCGUGGCGCUGGACUGGAAGCGGCACCUCCGACUACCAAUUUGGAACAAGUCACUACCAAAUCGCGUUUGGCCAUUUUUGAAAAUACAUGUCCCGAAUGGAUGAUUGCCGCCUUGGGAGCUUUUGGUCAGUCCAUUACAGUGGCCACAAUCUACGCGACUCUGGGAAUGGAUGCCGUCGAACAUGCCGUCAAUGACAAUAUCAUUUCCGUCAUUGUCUGCAACAAGCGAAAUGUCGAAGCUCUCAUCAAGCGCAAGGACAAUAUGCCCACUCUAAAGACCAUUGUCUACACCAAUGAUUUGAUUGCCAAGUCGGAAACUGUGGAUCUUCCUGCCACUCCAGAUGGAAUGACUAUCGUGUCGUUUGAAGACUUUUGUGCUGGUGGUGACACGGAAAAAUUCCCUCCUACUCCUCCAGAACCCGAUACCACGGCUGUCAUCAUGUACACAUCAGGUAGCACUGGAAAGCCCAAGGGUGUUGUCAUUACCCACAGGUGCAUUGUGGGUGCUUGCGCUGCUGGUGACAUUGAGUUGGGAAUUCGAAAGGGCGAGGACGUUUAUCUGGGAUACCUUCCUUUGGCUCACAUUAUGGAGUUGAUGGCAGAAUUUGUCAUGGUCUCGCAGGGAGUUCUCAUUUGCUAUGCCGACCCCAAGAGUCUUUCGGCUACUGGUGCUUUCCCAACGGGAGCCCUGGAACACUUUGCCCCUACCAUCAUGGUUGCCGUGCCGAAAAUUUGGGAUACCAUCAAGAAGGGCUUGCAAGCCAAGGUCGCGGCAUCUCCUCCCGUGGCUCAAUUCCUCGUCAACACUGCGUUCGAAGCCAAGACUUAUGCCGACACUUACGGAUAUGACACUCCCCUUUUCAAUGCGCUCGUGUUCAAGAAAUUCAAAAAGGCCAUUGGUGGGAACCUUCGUUUUGCCAUUUCCGGUGGAGGGCCUUUGAAUGGAGAAGUGCAGGAUUUCAUUCGUCGUGCGUUUGGGUUCCCUCUUUGCCAAGGGUAUGGCUUGACCGAGACUGUUGCCGGGUUGACCUUUCAAGCGCGCGAUGAUUUCAGGCACGGCAUUGCGGGAGUCUGUAUUCCCAGUGCCGAAGCCAAGCUUGUUUCAACACCAGAUAUCUGCGACAAGGCAGGACAGCCUUACUUGAGCACGGAUCGCACGGAUGUGGAAGGUGAAAAAGUCUGGGGACGCGGAGAGAUUUGCACCAAGGGAGUGAAUGUCAGCAGUGGAUACUACAUGAACGAAGAAGCCACCAAGGAAGCCUUUGAUGAUGAUGGUUGGUUUCACACUGGUGAUAUUGGUCAAUUCAUGGCAGACGGAAGUAUCAAGAUUGUGGACCGCAAGAAGAAUCUCGUCAAGUUGAAGGGUGGAGAAUACAUUGCGCUGGAAAAGAUGGAGAUGGUCUUUGGAAACUCGGACUUUGUGGAUGCCGUUGGUGGUGGCAUUUGUGUCUACGGUGACGGAGACAUGGAUCGCCCGGUUGCCUUGAUGCAGCUCAAAAUGGAGCACACUAUGAUUUGGGCCAAGAAGAACGGCAUUGAAGGGGACUUUGAGACUCUUUUGAAGGAUCCCAAGGUUUAUGAAGCUGUGAUGAAGGACAUGAAAGAACAGCAUGCAAAGAGUGACUUGUCUCAUCUCGAAAAGCUUGUUGCUGUCCAGCUAUUGAAUAGUCCCUGGACACCUGAAAAUGGUUGCUUGACUGCUGCCAACAAGUUGCAGCGCAAGGCUGUGAUCCAGUCUUUUGAGAAUGAGUUCAACGACCUCAAGCCCAAGGGUAUCUUUUAAUAAGCUUCGUGGCAAAAGAGACUGUGGAAUUUCUAUGAUCUCUGCCAUCGGAAGAAACAGGAUGCUAUCACUAAUCCAGCAAUGUCUUGCAUGCGCUGCCAGUAUACCGGUAGUACGGUAUGUGAAAACUGAGUAGAGAGUGCGU
Molecule: messenger RNA, 2553 nt
Organism: Seminavis robusta
Lineage: Eukaryota; Bacillariophyta; Bacillariophyceae; Naviculales; Naviculaceae
Source: the annotation of a GenBank genome assembly